This is a messenger RNA of Rhodotorula toruloides NP11, 1260 nucleotides long. RefSeq names its product histone acetyltransferase 1. The record is from RefSeq and is a predicted model, not a curated record. The coding region runs from base 1 to 1260 and encodes 419 amino acids. Gene Ontology annotation, molecular function: histone binding; histone H4 acetyltransferase activity. The transcript is spliced from 8 exons. NCBI's taxonomy places the organism in Eukaryota, Fungi, Basidiomycota, Microbotryomycetes, Sporidiobolales, Sporidiobolaceae. Gene Ontology annotation, cellular component: nucleus. Gene Ontology annotation, biological process: subtelomeric heterochromatin formation.
AUGAGCGACGAUUGGUCCGCGUCGGCUGUUCAGGCUCUGCAGAUUCGUCUCGCUCGUUCCAAGGCUCAGGCGGCGGACCUGUCGGAGGACGAGUGCUCCCUCGUCGACCCCUUCUCCCCAAUCUUCGUCUACCCGAUCUACGGCGAGGAGGAGACUAUCUUUGGCUACAAGGGCUUGACCAUCGAUUACCGCUUCGCCUCGGGCAGCCUCAACCAAUACCUCAACGUUUCCUGGGACGCCAAGUUCCCCGAGACUGCGACAGUCAAGGCCGAUGACCCCGAAAAGACUCUCUACGAGUUCAUCCCGCCAUCUUACACCAAAUCGCUCGAGACGUUCCAGGAAACGGUCGAGAAGGACGCUCUCGACUUCAAGCCGCUGGGCAAGCGAGUGGGCGCAUACCGGAUGAAGGGAGAGGACGAGCUGACCGGCGGCGGAAAAGGGAAGGGCAAGGCGAAGAGUCAAGGCGGACCUAUUCUUCCUGAGCGGUCCUGGGAGGCCAUCGACGAUUUUGACAAUGACGGCGAGGACGGCGUGCGAUACGAGGCGUACUGGACCAACUGGGACACGCCGGGCUUCAAGGAGUACCACCGCAAGAUGCAAAUCUUCGUGCUGCUCUUCAUCGAGGGUGCCUCAUACAUCGACGAGGAGGACGGCCGAUGGGAGUUCGUCACUUUGUUCGAGCGACGGAGGAAGGGCGACUCGACAUCGUAUCACUUCGUCGGCUUCGUUUCAUUCUACUCCUUCUUCUGCUGGCCGGAUACGAAGCGCCUUCGUCUCGCCCAAUUCGUCCUUCUUCCGCCCUGGCAAGGUCAAGGUCACGGCUCCGCGCUCUACUCGCUCUGCUACCGCAACAUCCUCUCGCGCGACGAGAUCAGCGAGCUCACUGUGGAGGACCCGUCUGAGGCGUUCGAAGACAUGCGCGACAAGUGCGACCUCUACACGCUCAUCUCCACAAAUGCGCUCGACGGCUUGAAAGCUCCCCUGGAUCGCCAAUUCACCGAGAUGGUGCGCACGAAAUACAAGCUGGCAGACCGACAAUUCUACCGGCUCGUCGAGAUGAUGCUCUUCCUGACGACGGACCCGAACGACGAGGCGCAGCAACGAGCGAUUCGGCUCACGGUCAAGAAGCGGCUGUACCUCUUCAACAAGGAGCAGCUGUUGCAGAUCGAGGACAAGGAGGAGCGCAAGGCGAAGCUGCAGGAGACGUUCGAGAGCGUCGAGGCGGACUACCAGCGCUUGACGGCCAAGUUCGUCUCGUAG